Messenger RNA from Melospiza melodia melodia, 894 nucleotides. Its product is annotated as antimicrobial peptide NK-lysin-like. The record is from RefSeq and is a predicted model, not a curated record. Gene Ontology annotation, biological process: killing of cells of another organism; antimicrobial humoral immune response mediated by antimicrobial peptide; defense response to bacterium. Gene Ontology annotation, cellular component: cytolytic granule. NCBI's taxonomy places the organism in Eukaryota, Metazoa, Chordata, Aves, Passeriformes, Passerellidae. The transcript is spliced from 5 exons. The coding region runs from base 329 to 790 and encodes 153 amino acids.
CCCGUUGCAGGGCUGGGGGUGCCGAGCUCCCCGUGUGCCCCCGGGUGAGACUGGGGGUGCCGAGCUCCCCGUGUGCCCCCGUUGCAGGGCUGGGGGUGCCGAGCUCCCCGUGUGCCCCCCGAAGCCCUUCCCGCGGGGGUGGAGCUGUGAGGCAGGAAGGGCCCUGCGAGCAGCUGUGCACGGGUUUAAGGGGUUUUGGGGUUUGGGGUUUUGGGGUUUCAGUCCCCCACCCCCACAGCCCGCGGCCCCGCUAUAAAAGGGGUCGGCACGCAGGCAGUCACCACGGCCACGCAGUGUCACCUGCUGUCACCGGCUCAGCGGGCUCACCAUGGCUGCCACCCUCGUCCUGCUGCUGCUGCUGCUGGGAGCAGCUCAGGCCGCGGACCCCCUGCCCUGCCAGGGUGACCCCAUCUCCUGGUGCAGGGACACGGCCACGGCCAAGCGCUGUGGCUGGGAGCAGCAGUGCCAGCACCUCUGGGACAGCCUGGCCCUGGGGGACGUGGCUGACGGGGACGGCGUGGCUGACGGGGACGGCGUGGCAGAGGGCAGGAAGUUGAAGUGCAGCCUGUGCACCAAGGUCCUGAAGAAGAUGCAGGAUCUGGCAGGUGACGACCCCGACGAGUCAGCGGUGCAGGCAGCGCUGCAGAAGGGCUGCCGGGCGCUGGGCCGGAGGCUGGGCAAGCAGUGCCAGCAGCUGGUGAGCAAGUACCAGGAUCAGAUCAGCGAGGGGCUGCAGAACGGGGACAUGCCCAAGGACAUCUGCACUGCCAUUGGCCUCUGCCGCUCCUGAGCACGGCACAGCCCCGAGUGCCCCCAAACCCGAUGCCCCUCCAGCCCCGAUGGCCCCACAGCCCAGCCAUCCCCCUCCCCACAAUAAACUCCCUCCUCUGGCUC